This is a messenger RNA of Nezara viridula (southern green stink bug), 5802 nucleotides long. The record is from the annotation of a GenBank genome assembly. Lineage: Eukaryota; Metazoa; Arthropoda; Insecta; Hemiptera; Pentatomidae.
CAAAAAUUAGCUUGGCAUUUUACUGAUACUGAAAAUAAAAAUGUUAUCAUUUAUUGAUAACAAACUUAACCUUCUUCCUACAAUACCGGUUUUGAGUAAACAUUUAAUGUUAAGUUCAUAGAUAUUUGCUCAAUCACCUUUUACAAAAUGUUACCUAGUUGUAGUAUUUUUUACAAAAAUUUAAUAUGUAUGUAUUUGAAGAAGUCAAAUAAAAAUGUCAUCUGCCUAUCUGAAGAAAAAUUAAUGAUAAAAUUAAGUGAUUUCAGUACAUUAUUUUUUUCUUUAUUCAAAUAAUGUUUAUUUAGAAAUUAAUUUCUGUAUUCGAUCCUAACUAUCUAUGAAAUUUCUGAAACAAUGUCUUCACCGAAAUUGGAGGAAGAAGGAGUACUCAGGGAAUGGGCUCCUUUGAGUAAAUUGUUACACCAAAUACCUAUGAAAAUGAGACAAGGUAUGUUUUUAGAAGAUUUAAGAUUUACUUCUGUUGAUGCAACAACUGAAUGUAUUGUUCUGGGUUCAAAUUGCGGUACCUGUUUUUGGUAUGACAGAGGAACUCAUUAUGUACAACAUUUGCGACCUGAGAAAGGAGCUAAUGCUAUUACAUGUGUGAAAGUUGUGUCUACUGUAGACUUUAUGGUUGCAUGUGGUGAUAAUACGGGUAUUGUUUCUAUUUUUAAGAUUCCUAAAAGUAUGGAAAACUUCAGUGGAUCUGGAAAUAAUUUAUCACAAAAGAUUGAAAGGUAUACUGUUGAUGGUCUUCAUAAAACCAGAGUCACUGCUUUAGAAUGGAGUAUGAACGGACAGAAACUUUUUAGUGGAGAUUCUGAUGGUGUUGUUGUUUUUACAGAAAUGGAUUUUGUAAUGAAUAUAAGUAAAGCUAGAGAAGUUUUAAAUGAAAAGUAUUCAAUCGUUCAGCUUAAUUAUAUUCAGCGUGAACAAAUUUUAUUGGUUGCUUCUAAACUUCGCUGCAUUAUCUGGCGUGGGCAAAAUACUAAUCAUACAAUCACUCAAAUCGGGCAGAGAGAGCGCCCCAGUUUGCUUUCACUUGGAGGUACAUUAGUUUAUGAAGAAUCUGGAGAGGUUACUGUGUACAGUUGCAGAGGAGGUCUUAAACUGUGGAAAGCUGAUUUAACUGGUGAUGUUAAAUAUACAUUGUUAUUUAAGGAAGCCUUGAAGAAUUGCAAAAAUCCAGUUAAACUUUUGAAACAGUUAGAUACUGUGGAAAAUAAUAAUAAACUUCCUGAAUUUGGGAGUAUUUAUUCUUGGAGGGAUGGUCUAUUUGUUUCAUUUAGAAAGGAUAGUAUUGUAGUUUUUGAUCCACAUCAAUUAACAGUUGUCGCAACAUUACUUAACAUCAAAGAAAUCAUUUGUGCCUGUACAACCAGAACUGAAUUGUUCUUUAUAUCUGGACAGCGAGAUCUUAUUCGUUUGGGCUAUACUCCAGAUCUUUAUGAUAGCAGUAUUGGUGGAUUUGGAAAUAUGGCUACUGGAGAAUGUGUUUCAGGACUUCCAGAAGUAUCUAUCGAACCUGUUUAUGGCUCUCCAAUAUCAUCCUCUUUUUCUAGAAAUUCUUACUUAUCAGCAUCAACUGCGAAUUCUGAACUAAGUUCAAGUGAAGUUAUCUAUGGAACAGACCCAUCAGUACUUCCUCCUGUUGUGUCUUUACAUGAUGGUAUACCUGAACUCAGAAUACAGCCUUCAAGGUACCAGCAAUUUACUACAAUCGGAAAACAAGGAUUUGAUGACAUCAUCUACUCUCAGAAACGCCUUCAGAAACACAAGAAUAGAAGGAAAAGUGCUGAGUUGGUAGAACAAAAGCCAAAAUCUUCACGGCUAUCUUUUGAUGGUUUUGCAUCGUAUGUUAACACUUUCGGGAAAUUUCUCAAUGGUGAAUUUUCAUCUUCAAUUUGUGAUGGUGAAUUGGAACCAGUGGUAAACUCAGAAAUAUCGCAGGAUAUCUUGCCCGACACGAGAGAUUUAGAGACCAUCGUACAGGAUGUGACGCGGAAAGAGAUGCUUCUUGAAGCUUCACUAGAAAAUUUAAUGGUCAAUCUUCAUCCUCUUGAAUCAUCUUGUGAAACUGUUGAUUCAUUUUGUAAAAAAGAAAUUUUCAAAAGUUCAGCCGACUUAACUGAUCCUGUUCCUAACUCAGAGAAAGAAAUUAAUGUGAAUACUGUUGAAGUACAUUUAAAUUUGCCAAAAGAAGAAAUAGCUGUUAUUUCAAAGGAAAUUGGCAGUCUUACUACAGAGAGCAAUUUACAGGAACCAGAAUCUGACAAAGUGAACAAUAUUGAUGACACAAACUCAUCUAAAAUAAACCAAAAAAUUCAUGAAGAAUCCAAAAAUGCAAUUUGUGAAGAAGAUAUAAAAUCUGAAAGUAAUGAAAAUAAUAUUCUUGUUGAAGACAUAAAAUUAUUAAAUAGUCAAGAUAUUGAUAAAGUUUCUGGUGAUAAUUGUGAUGACAUUUGUGAAGAAAUAGAUAAAAUUAUUUUUCCUCUCACUAUUUCAGAUUCAAGUAUUUAUGCGGGGUGGUGUACCCUCAAUUGCCCUGACCAUUCUGCUUUCCUGUCUCCCAGGGAAGGAGGGAUUAUUUUAUGUAGUCCUAAAUUUGAUGUGUAUUACACAAAUGAAGAUCAUUGGGCUCUGUUAAAAUAUAAAGCACAAAUUGUUAUUGUAUCAACUUCUGGCCACAUUGGUGUUAGGAUCCACUGUGCUAUAGCUCAGUAUUCAGAUGAUUGGAAAGGCACCAGAAAUUGGGAAAUGCUGUGUAGAGAUGUACAACAUGUGGCUGUUACUGAUGAGGAAAUAUGGUUUGUUUCAAGAGGUGAUUUGUUUUAUUUGUCAGUCAAAGACAAAAAAGUUCAUACUGUUCCUUGUGAAGCAAAGUUAUCUAAAAUCUAUACAUAUGGCACUGUAAUAUAUGCAAUUACAAUACAUGGGUUAGUAUUGAAAUUUGAAAAUGAUCAAUGGCAGUAUAUAAAAGGAAUAAAAAAUUGUAGAUCAAUGUGCAUCGGACCCAACAAUCUUAUUUGGUUUAUCGAUUCAGGAAAUGGUCUUUUCAUCACUGACUCAGUAAAAGAUAAUAAAGCAAUCUGCUGGCAGGUAUCAGUUACUGGUUCCAAAGACAAAGAAAUAACCUGUAUUUGUUCAAAUAGUGAGGCAAUUUAUACCUUGAUAACUGGUAAUAAUAUCCCAUCCAUACUUUUUAACAAAACUUAUGUCACAGGUCAUAUAUGGUCUUCUGCUGGAUUAAAUUUGGAAUGUUUUCAAAUCGCAGCUGCUGGUAUUUUUGAAGAGAAAGGUUGUGUCUGGGUCGUUGACACAACCAAUAAACUUAUAGCCCUUGAUAGUUCUCUUAUUAUUUUAGAGGAGGUUGAUACUCCCUGUAACAUUGUUUGUAUAGCUAGUUCCCCCGAGGCAUUAUGGCUUCUAGCAGACGAUGGUAGUGUUUAUUUAAGACAAGGUAUUUCAAAUACUUAUUCAUAUUAUAAUCCAGUUGGGAAAAAAUGGCGGAAGUUAAAUAUGGAACAAUUGCAUUCUCAAGUUGAACUUGUAUCACUGUCUUGUGGUCCCGAUGCUGUUUGGGCAUGUGACAUUAGAGGAAAAGUUGUUAUGGUUGUUGGUUCUCCUCAUCACAUUGCAGAAGAUACAUUUAUACCUGUGUGGGUGGGUGUUGAUGGAAAGCCAAUAGAGAAUAAUACAUUCACCAAGGUAUAUGUUGGUCCUGAAACUUAUAUGGUCUGGGCUUUGGAUAAUGCAGGAAACAUUUACGUCCGAGAGGGAAUUUUCCCUUAUCAUCCUGUUGGAACUGGGUGGGUUCAUGUUCCAGAUAUUAAAGCUUCACAUCUCACAAUAAGCUCUGAAGCUGUUUUUGUGCUGAAUCAAGAUGGAAUAUAUAAAAGAGUUGGAAUAACUCAAAGCAACUACAUUGGCGAUGCAUGGAUAUAUUUUCCUGUCAUCUGUCUUGACUAUGUCACAGCAUCGUUUGGAGGAGAACUAUGGGGAAUAUGUUCCAAAUCAAAAGAUCUUAUGAAGCACAAAAAGAAAACCUUUCCGCUGUCUAGUGACAUUACAGUUGAAAAUGAUUUUGCUUUACUUUAAAUAAAUGCAUUAAGUCUGGAAACACUACUUUCAUUCUUUUAAUUUUGUUGUUUAUUUUUAUUUUGUAAAUUUGAAUUCUUUUAAGUAAGGUAUUGUUCCUUUUUAAUUUGAUUUAUUUUUAUUUGUUUUACGAAUCUAUGAUCGUAAUACAUUAUCAUGUAAAAAUACAUAUUGUAUAUCGUUGAUACAUUGUGAUGAAUUAUUUUUUCACAAAUAUUGGUGCUAAUUUAAUUUUUUUUUUUUUUUUGACAAUAAAUGGAAUAGAAUUUUAGCACUCUUAACAACAAUUGAAUGGUAGAUAGAAAUGUACCAGCAGAUUUUUUUUUAUUUUGAGAAUUUUCAUUCUUGUGUUACUUCUCAGCCAUCAGAAACCACAAUUGUUUACAUUUUUGUUUCUAAUGACAUCUUCAUAUCAAAUAAAGAAAUUAAUGUUGAAAGUAAUUAAAAUUCUUUACUAUAUCAUUUUUUAACAAAAAAAGUUGGUACAUUUCUGCUUGACAACUUAUAAAUAUCUUAAUUAAAAUUGUCUAUUGACUAUUUAAAAAAAAAAAUAAUAUCUACAUCCUAAAGAAAGAAUUUAUUUCCAGUAGGUAUUUUUGUAUGACUACAUAUCUUGUUUUUACCUUGUUUACAUUGCUUGUUAUACUAAGCUGAAUCAUUUUAGAUACAAUGUGAUUCCCGUAAUUAUUAAUGCUCAGCUUUAUUACAAAUCUUCCAUAGCAAUGAUAUUCCUGAUAAUCAUUGUUGAAAAAAAAUUUUUUUUUUUUUAGUUUAACAACUUAUACACUAAUACUAAAUUAAAGAAUGAAAAAUUCAUUUCAGGAAAAGUAAAUGUUUUAUUUUUUUCAUGUCCAUCACCGCAUCUAAACAAUAAUGCUAGUCCUUUAUCUCAUUGUCAGUUUUCCUAUUGAUCGGUUAAUUACCUUAAUUAGUUGUAAGGUGUUUGUUUUUUUUUGUUUGGCAUAAUCACUAAUUUUAUUCUUUUGGUGAUGAAACUUUUAUGAAAUCAUUUUUCUUAAAGAAUUAUGAACCAAAGAUGUUUAUUUAAUGGUGAAAAAAUUAAAACAAUAUAUAUUAUUUAGUCAUAGAAAAAUAUUUCUUUUUGUUCAAUUAGUAAUUGUGAUCUUAUUUUUUUUUUUUUUUUUGCAACUUAUUGGUAUUGUAAAAUUUUAUUAUUGUUAUUUUUAUUAAAUAUGAUUUUUGUGAUUAAUUUGAUUAUUAUUUCUGUGAUCAUGCUUUAAAUUAAUUUUUAUUAUUAUGCUAUAAUAUUUUUUUUUGUGAUUUUCCUAUUAUGCAACGUGUUUUGUGAUAUAAAAUUAUAAUGAUAUAUACUACUUAAAAAGUUUUUAUAAAAAAUUAUGUAUUUUAUUUGCCUAUGUUAGCUAUUUUUGUCUGUGAUUAUAUUUACUGUUCAUUUUAACACUCACAAUUUGUGUAUGAAUGAAUAUAUGUAUAUAUUCUAUAAUGAUAUAAAAAUGUUUUAUUGCAUUCCAAAAAAAAUUUUUGUAAAAUAUGUUUAGAGUAGGAAUUAAAUUAAAUAUGUUAAUUUAGUUGGAAAUUUCAUAUUUAAUGUGAAUUUAUUAAAUAUAAUCUUAUAGGAACUAUAAUUACUAUAGUAUUUUAUAGCUUUUUUGUUUUACCAUUUUUUGAACAUUACCUUUUAUACAAUUUUCACAGAGUAAAUAAACAAUACUUAAGCCAAUA